GAGUGUACUCAGGAUGAAAGUACAGCAGCUGCCAUCUUUACUGUUCAGAUGGAUGACUAUUUGGGUGGCAAACCAGUGCAGAAUAGAGAACUUCAAGGCUAUGAAUCUACUGAUUUUGUGGGCUAUUUCAAAGGAGGUCUUAAAUACAAGUCUGGAGGUGUGGCAUCUGGACUAAAUCAUGUUCUCACAAAUGACCUGACUGCCAAGAGGCUCCUGCAUGUGAAGGGUCGGAGAGUGGUCAGGGCCACAGAAGUGCCCCUGAGCUGGGACAGUUUCAACAAGGGUGACUGCUUCAUCAUUGACCUUGGCACUGAAAUUUACCAGUGGUGUGGUUCCUCAUGCAACAAGUAUGAGCGUCUGAAGGCCAGCCAGGUUGCCAUUGGCAUUCGGGACAAUGAAAGGAAAGGAAGAGCUCAACUAAUUGUGGUGGAAGAAGGAAGUGAACCGUUAGAGCUCAAAGAGGUUUUAGGAGCAAAGCCCGAGCUUAGAGUUGGAGACGAUGAUGACGAUUCCAUAGCAGACAUAAGUAACAGGAAGAUGGCUAAACUCUACAUGGUUUCAGAUGCCAGUGGAUCCAUGAGAGUGACCACGGUGGCAGAAGAAAACCCCUUCUCCAGGGCAAUGCUGCUUUCUGAAGAAUGCUUUAUUUUGGACCACGGUGCUGCAAAACAGAUUUUCAUAUGGAAAGGUAAAGAUGCUAAUCCCCGGGAGAGAAAGGCUGCAAUGAAGACAGCUGAAGAAUUUCUAGAGCAAAUGAAUUAUCCCGCCAAUACCCAAAUUCAAGUUCUUCCAGAAGGAGGUGAAACACCAAUGUUCAAACAGUUCUUUAAGGACUGGAGAGAGAAAGAUCAGAGUGAUGGCUUCGGGAAAGUAUAUGUCACAGAGAAAGUGGCUCAAAUAAAACAAAUUCCAUUUGAUGCCUCAAAAUUACACAAUUCUCCACAAAUGGCAGCCCAGCACAGUAUGGUGGAUGAUGGUUCAGGCAAAGUGGAGAUUUGGCGUGUAGAAAACAAUGGCAGGAUCGAAAUUGACCGGAGCUCAUAUGGUGAAUUCUAUGGUGGUGACUGUUACAUUAUUCUCUAUACUUACCCCAGAGGACAGAUUAUCUACACAUGGCAAGGAGCAAAUGCCACAAGAGAUGAGCUUACGACAUCUGCUUUCCUGACGGUUCAGUUGGAUAGGUCCCUUGGGGGACAGGCUGUACAGAUCCGAGUCUCCCAAGGCAAAGAACCUGUUCACCUGCUGAGUUUGUUCAAAGACAAACCUCUCAUUAUUUACAAGAAUGGAACAUCAAAGAAAGGAGGUCAGGCACCUGCUCCCCCUACACGCCUCUUCCAAGUCCGUAGAAACCUGGCAUCUAUCACCAGAAUUGUGGAGGUAGAUGUUGAUGCAAAUUCAUUGAAUUCCAAUGACGUUUUUGUCCUGAAAUUGCGACAAAACAAUGGCUAUAUCUGGAUAGGAAAAGGUGCGAGCCAGGAGGAGGAGAAAGGAGCUGAGUAUGUGGCAAGUGUCCUCAAAUGCAACACCACAAGGAUUCAGGAAGGCAAAGAACCAGAGGAGUUCUGGAAUUCCCUUGGAGGAAAGAAAGACUACCAGAGCUCUCCAUUGCUGGAAACACAGGCAGAAAACCACCCACCUCGGCUUUUCGGCUGCUCCAACAAAACUGGAAGAUUCAUUAUUGAAGAGGUUCCGGGAGAGUUCACCCAGAAUGAUUUAGCAGAAGAUGAUGUCAUGUUACUAGAUGCUUGGGACCAGAUUUUUAUUUGGAUUGGCAAAGAUGCCAAUGAAGUUGAGAGGACAGAAUCUCUGAAGUCUGCCAAGCUAUACCUUGAGACAGAUCCUUCUGGAAGAGACAAGAGGACACCAAUUGUCAUCAUUAAACAGGGCCAUGAGCCACCCACAUUCACAGGGUGGUUCCUGGGCUGGGAUUCUAGCAGGUUGUAAACUGAUGGCUGUAGGGAAAAACAAACAUUAUAUGGGGUGGAUGUCCCAUUGCUGUUUUGGGGAAAAAAGGGGGGGUUUUGUUGUUUUAGAAAAUUAACCUCAGCCAUAUGACUAUUUUUUAAAGCCUGAUACUGGUUUGAAAUUCUUUUUAAAGUGGAAUUUUCUUACGCUACUAUUAUUAAAUAAUCUAAAGUAAACUUUGUUAUGGACCAAUAUUAGCUAUGCUGGAAACUGAUUAUAUCUUUUUUUGUGAUUUUUUUAAAGGUGAAAAGUUAUGCACAAUCUAAGGGAGAGUGUCAGGAAUUUUUAUAAUUCAGGAACCAUUAGCCAAACAUGUUCUUUAAUAUAUAUGCUAGAGAAGAAAGCCUUGGGGUUAUACUCCUUUCUGUGUGUAGUAUUCAAAGGAAUAGUGUAUUUACAGGAAGGUUUAUGUUAAGAUGGCUUUAAAAGUUUAUUCUUGCUUUCCUUCUUUAGCCAAUGUCUUUGAUACCAUUAACUCCUAAGUGUCAUUUUCUAAGAGAACUUUACUUUUUUGCUUUUUAAAAAGACUUUGAAAGCUUUUAACAGCUCUUUCAUGACAAAAUAAUUUGUAUUAUCCACUUAUAUAUGACAGUACAUGUUUAUUAUCACAAAAGGUAUGUACAAAAAACUUCUUAAUGCUGCCUUGCAUCAUUAAAAUAUAUCUCCUUUUAAAAA
Manis javanica (Malayan pangolin) is the source of this 2640-nucleotide messenger RNA. The record is from RefSeq and is a predicted model, not a curated record. Lineage: Eukaryota; Metazoa; Chordata; Mammalia; Pholidota; Manidae.